Molecule: messenger RNA, 1427 nt
Organism: Raphanus sativus (radish)
Lineage: Eukaryota; Viridiplantae; Streptophyta; Magnoliopsida; Brassicales; Brassicaceae
Product: heavy metal-associated isoprenylated plant protein 7
Exons: 5
Coding region: 177-1379 (400 amino acids)
Molecular function (GO): metal ion binding
Source: RefSeq, a predicted model, not a curated record
UUACAUUUCUUUUCAGAUCUUGAGGUCCACAGUUCCACCUUUGUACCAACACCCAAGUGGUUCUUUAGAGAGAGAGAGAGGGAGAUAGAAAGCGUGAGAGAGAUUUAUAAGUUUCUCUUUGGGCAUUGCGAUUUUUUGUGAACAUAGAAACACUCAAAACUUAACCAAAAACAAAAAUGGGAGAGGAAGAGAAGAAGCAAGAAGUACCAGAGGAGAAGAAAAUGGAGGAGAACAAACCAGAGGAGGAUAAAAAAGAAGAAGGAAAGAAAGUUGAGGUUGGUGAGGAAAAAGGAGAAGAUUCCGAGAAGAAAACUCAAGAAGGAGAAGCUACUAAAGAUUCCAAAGAUGAGUCUCCACCGGCGGCGCCGGAAGCUCCAGCGCCACCUCCACCACCGCAAGAGAUUAUUCUCAAGGUGUACAUGCACUGUGAAGGCUGUGCAAGAAAAGUCCGCCGUUGCCUCAAAGGUUUCGAAGGAGUGGAAGAUGUGAUGACUGAUUGUAAAGCGGGUAAAGUGGUGGUGAAGGGAGAAAAAGCUGACCCAUUGAAAGUAUUGGCCAGAGUUCAAAAGAAGACCCACCGUGAAGUGGUGCUUAUUUCUCCUAUUCCUCCACCAUCUCAGCCACCAGAGAAGAAAGCGGAGGAGGAGAAGCCCAAAGUGGAGGAAAAGAAAGUGGAGCCUCCCGUAGUGGUUACGGUGGUCCUCAAGGUUCACAUGCAUUGCGAAGCUUGUGCGACGGAGAUCAAGAAACGGAUCAUGAGAAUGAAAGGAGUGGAAUCUGCUGAAUCCGAUUUGAAAGCUUCUGAAGUGACGGUGAAAGGAGUGUUUGAACCGCAAAAGCUCGUAGAACACAUUUACAAGCGGACUGGAAAACAUGCUGCAAUUAUGAAAAUUGAUCCACCACCACCACCGCCACCUGAAGAAGCGGCUGAGAAGAAGGAAGAAGGGAAAGGAGAAAAUGACGGUGGAGAGUCCAAAGGCGAGGAAGGGAAGGACGAGAAAGCAAAGACUGAUGAAGAGAAGAAAGAAGGUGACGGCAGCAAAGGAGAAGGUGAAGCCGGGGGAAAUGGCGGUGGUGGGGAGGAAGAGGGAAAAGUUGUGGAGGUGAAGAAGAUAGAGAAUCCAUAUUACUCCUAUUAUUACCAGCCGCCGCGUGUGGCAAUGCCGCCUCAUGCCUAUCAACCGCAUGCAUAUCCUCCUUAUGCAUAUCCUUCUAAUGCAUAUCCUCCAAAUGCAUAUCCUUCUAGUGCAUAUUCUCCUCAUGCAUAUCCUCCUCAUGCAUAUCCUCCUCCUGGAUAUCCUUCUAGUGCAUAUCCACCUAAUGCAUAUAGCCCUCAGAUAUUCAGCGACGAGAAUCCAAACGCAUGUUCCAUUAUGUAACAAAGAAACUGCGAAUGCUAAAGAGUAUAUGGAAAAUAUUUUGAACAA